AUUAUCUUGAAAAAUGUUAAAGAAAAGACAAUUGCUGGACUCUUUUUUUCUCAAAGAACUGGAUGACAAGGAGGCAACACUGAAUCAUAUGGACAAGGAAUGGAAAAUGUCUGGAAUCAGGCAAAUUUUCUUUAACAGACUGAUUGGUGAAGUUGGAAAACCUGGUUAUGGGCCUGGACAGUUUAUGUGGCCCAGUUCUCUAACAGUGACAACUUCUGGGGAGCUGGUAGUUAAAGACAGUGGAAACGAUAGGAUCCAGAUCUUCAGCUCUGAAGGACUCUACAAACAUGGCUUUUCUUAUGAACCAGCAACAAUAAAAUGCUUGGGUGAUGUUAAAGCUACCAGAGAAGGACAGUUACUAAUUUCCAAUGGAGCUAAAGCGAUCAAAGUGUUUGCUCAAGACGGGCGAUUAAUCCACCAACUAACAACAUCAAAUGUCAACUGGAAACACUCAUAUGGAUUAUCAGUAUUGCCAAAUAAUGAUCUGGCAGUAACUGACUGGUCAGAACAAGGGAAGGUCCACAUUAUGAGUCGAGAUUGGAAAGAAAAUAACAUUUUAAAUAUUGAUACAAUUGAGGGAUUUUAUCGGCCUACCUGUGUAGCAGUUAGAAAGGAUGACGAUGUCCUAGUUACUGAAGGGCAACUCUUUGGACCAUUUGAGGGGAGAUGCAUAAAGGUUAUUGGCAAAGACAAAACAAUCCAAAAGAAAAUUGGACCGACGUAUGGAAGUAAAUUAAAUUUCAUUAAUCCUUCUGGAAUAUGCGUGGAUGAAAGUGGAAAUAUUCUUGUUGCUGAUAAAGGAAAAAACUGUGUGGUGAUGUUUAAUCCAGACCUAUCUCUUUCUGCAAUGGUUGUGAAGCAGGAUCUUCAAGGACCUUGUGGAUUGUGUCUGAUGCAGGAAGGGUAUUUAGCUGUUGCUGAUUGCUACCAUCACAAUGUAAAGAUUUACCAGUACAGGUGAAGAUAUGGUGAGAACACCAA
This is a messenger RNA of Chiloscyllium plagiosum (whitespotted bambooshark), 981 nucleotides long. The record is from RefSeq and is a predicted model, not a curated record. NCBI's taxonomy places the organism in Eukaryota, Metazoa, Chordata, Chondrichthyes, Orectolobiformes, Hemiscylliidae.